AUGAGCAUCUUAUCAACAAAACUCCUCGUCGAAUUCAAACCCGAAUCAUCCAAACCCGAAUCAUCAAAACGACCAACCGACGCAUCCCAGCACAAAGCAAUUGAAGUCGUCCUCUCCGACGAUGCAUACCAGCAAUGGUUGAAUCUUCGGACAUCUCUCCUCCUCCAUCUCCGCAGCUUCACGGAUGAUGAUUCAAGGGCAAUCACAAAGGUUCACGUUCUAUGGAAUGUUCUGCACAGCUAUAUAGAAAAGCAAGACUUGCAAUGGUCUUCGAUUUUUGUGAAAGCGGAUGAGAUCUUUGAAACACAAGAGUCGGUCGAUGGAACUCCGGAACCGGAAGCCAAGCGGAAUGAAGAAAGGUGUAAGGAUAUAGUGACUGCGUUGGGGUUGAUGAGGGUGAGGGAUAAUUGGGAUCGUUUGUGUGUUGAGUACAUUGUGAAAGAUGCUGGUGGUAAAAAACAGCUAUCGGAAGAAGCAAGACAAUACCAAAAAUUCAAGGGUUUGUGA
Messenger RNA from Botrytis byssoidea, 507 nucleotides. RefSeq lists its product as uncharacterized. The coding region runs from base 1 to 507 and encodes 168 amino acids. NCBI's taxonomy places the organism in Eukaryota, Fungi, Ascomycota, Leotiomycetes, Helotiales, Sclerotiniaceae. The record is from RefSeq and is a predicted model, not a curated record. The transcript has a single exon.